GUAAUCAGUUACAGGUUAAAGACUCAGACAGGUGAGGACGAAGACAGGUGAGGACGAAGACAGGUGAGGACGAAGACAGGUGAGGACAAAGACAAGUGAGGACGAAGACGAAGACGAAGAUGAAGACGGAGCUUUUUGUGCUCGUCGCCGCACUCGUCUGCACUGCCUCAAAGCCGCUGAGCAAGGCAGCGCAGAGGAACAAGCUGCUGCUGGUCUCCUUCGACGGCUUCAGGUGGGACUACGACCAGGACGUGGAGACGCCGCACCUGGACCAGCUGCUGCAGGACGGAGUCAAGGCCAAGUACAUGACCCCCCCGAUGCUCACCAUGACAUCACCGUCACACUUCACCACCAUCACCGGCAGAUGGGUGGAGGACCACGAAGUGGUCCACAACAUGAUGUUCAAUGCCAAGACGAACCAAAAAGUUCCUCACAAACAGACUCUGACCAGAUCGGAGUGGUGGGACAACGGAGUUCAGCCGUUAUGGAUCACAGCUCAGAACCAGGUGAGUCACCGAUCAGCAUGAUUGAUCACAGGAGAAUAUACCACGAAUAUACCAUGAACAUUAGUUUAUUUUCUCUAACCAACGUACAAAUACUCA
Molecule: messenger RNA, 602 nt
Organism: Anarrhichthys ocellatus (wolf-eel)
Lineage: Eukaryota; Metazoa; Chordata; Actinopteri; Perciformes; Anarhichadidae
Product: ectonucleotide pyrophosphatase/phosphodiesterase family member 7-like
Exons: 2
Coding region: 120-527 (135 amino acids)
Source: RefSeq, a predicted model, not a curated record